UGGCUACUGGAACUAACAAAAUAAUCAGUAUAAUGAUAUACAUGUAGAACAUGUUAAGAACACCGUCCUUACCUCUUUGGGCGAAACACAACCCCACCACCAAAACAAUGACGAAAAUUUGUAGAUACUUCAUGAUAAGAUCUCUUCUUAUCUCUGGUUUAGAUGUUUGAAUUUCUUUGAUUUAUAUAUGCUACUGAGGGGAAUAUCAAGGACGUAUGAGAAACAAAUAGACCGGGAUGUUGUAUUAUUAGCGUAUAUGUACAACAACAACAUCCGCUCAUUGCAUCCCACCAAGUUUUGUGCAUGGAUGAACAUCCUAUUUGGACUGCUGUGUUAUACAAUGUUCAUCACAUUGGUUCUAAUGAGGAAAAUCAAAGUUUAUUAGUACUUGAUGAACUACCCACAUAGUGCUCCAGGGGGGAGUGCGUGUGUGGCAGCUGAGGCCUAGAUAUAAACAAAAUGGACGAAACGGAGGGAAAUCGUUUUACUGAUGUAGUUACAUCAAAGUUGCAUGCAUUCCGUCGCGCAGUGAGAAGGGUCCAGAUUCUUCUUUUGAUGAAGCUAGGUCGUCCGGUGUCGGAUAUCGAUGUCCGACCCCGAUACCCCACACCCACCGGAAGUCCCAAACACUCCGGUAGGCAACUUCCAUCAGAAAAGGACAUACGAGAAGCGGAGCUCUCUGCACAUGAAUAUAGCUACCCAGACCUCCCAAUCUUGAGAAAGGAAGCCGAUCAGCCCGCUCCACCCGAUAUCACCACCCUCCCAAGAAGACACGCCGGAAGAAAACAGAGGUGGAAUAGGGAGAGAUCUGAUAGUCCUCUAGGAAAGAGGUCGUUAAGUGUUCAAUACUGGAACGGUAGGAAGCAAGAAAACCCCAUUCAACGGAAAAAUGUGUCAAUGAAGGUCAGAUUGUAUGAAAGCCAAGGUCAGGAGAGCGAAAGUGAGUAUGAAGAGUAUCUAUACCCCGAACCCUCACCAAAGCAAUCGACACAAAAAUAUUUCUUCCAGCCAAAACCGUCAUUAACACAUAAGCCAGACAUUCUUAAGAAAGCACCAGUUCAAAGUAAUUCCAAGAACAUCAGUCAUGUAGAUAAUGCUCGCAAUUUUCUUUCUGUGAAUUUGCAACGAAAAAUUGAGAUUGCUGGCAAACCAUCUCCGCGCCCCUGGAAACCCCAAACGCAACAACCAUCCAGUAUCAACAGUCCGUCAGAAUAUGUCGAUAUGGGCAACUUUAAAGGCAUUUCUCUAAGUUCAGAAAAUGGACGACCUGUAGGAACUGUGAAGUUAAGACCAGUAGGAAAAGUGGUGGGAAAAGUGGCGCCAAGUUUCGAGAAAAUCAAAGAAGUCCAGCAAAUAUCAUUUAAAACGGCAUUCAAUGACUUUAGUGUGACUGAAUUAGUGGUUUGUCUACGGAAAUGUGGACUGUGGGAAAUGGCGGAGAUAUGUCAAGCGGAAAAACUGGAUGGGGCCUUCGUCAGUGAAAUGUCUUCAAAGGAAUUAAAGGAAUUUAAUCUGACGCCAUUACAGGCAAUGAAACUGAACAAGGUGAAGUCUGGUUGGAGACCAGUCACGACACAACUUUUGUAGUUCUGUUUUGUUUUAUGUGAAGAAUACAUAUGUAGUUUUUAGCUCAAAUGAGCUGAAAGCUCAAGUGAGCUUUGCUGAUCACCUGUUGUCCGUGGUCUGUCUGUCCGUCUGUCUGUAAACUUUUCACAUUUUCGACUUCUUCUCCAGAACCAUUGAACCAAUUUCAACCAAACUUUUCAAACAAACAAAAAAUCCUUGGAUAAAGGGCUAUCAAGUUUGUUUAAAUGAAGGGUUAUGUCCCCUUCAAAGGGGAGCUAAUCACAAAAAUGCAAAAAUAGGGUGGGGUCAUUUAAAAAUCUUCUCAAGAACCACUGAACCAGAAGAGCUUAAAUUUACAAGCUUCCUGACAUUAUGCAGAUUGAAAUUUAUUAAAAUCAUGACCUAAGGGGUAGGUUGGGCCGUGAUAGGGGAUCAAAGUUUUACAUGCAAAUAUAUAGGGAAAAUCUUUGAAAAUCCUCUCAAGAACCACUAGGUUAGGAAAGUACAAAUUUGCAUGAAAGCUUACAGUGCAGAUUCACUGAUUCAGGUUUGUUAAAAUCAUGGCCCACGGGGGUAGGAUAGGACCAUAAUAGGGGAUUUAAAAUUUUACAUAUACAUGUAAAUGCAUAGGAAAAAUCUUCUCAAGAACCACUGGGCCAGAGAAGUUGACAUUUACAUGAAAGCUUCCUGACAUAGUGUAGUUUCAAGUUUGUAAAACUCAUGGGGUAGAGUGGGGCUACAAUAGGGAAUCAGAGUUUUACAUGCAAAUAUAUAAGGAAAUUUUUUUCUCAAGAACCACUGGACGAGAAACGUUUACAUUUACUUAAAAGCUUUCUGACAUAGUGCAGAUUCACGUUUGUUAAAAUCAUGCCCCUCGGGGGAAGGGUGGGGCUACAAUAGGGGAUCAAAGUUUUACAUACAGAUAUAUAGGGAAAAUCUUUUCAAGAACCACUGGGCCAGAUAUUGGUAUGAAAGCUUCAUGGCCCCCGGGGGUAGGUUAGGGCCACAAUAGGGAUCAAAGUUUUACAUACGAAUAUAUUUGGAAAAUGGCUAAAUAUGGGCCAAGGUGACUCAGGUGAGCGAUGUGGCCCAUGGGCCUCUUGGUUUGGUUUUUUAAAAAAUUAAAUGUUAUUAUUAUUUUUUUAUCUAUUUCCCCCCAGAAGUGAUAUCGUGACUGUAUGAAUUCCCGGUGAAUUUUCACAUUUUGAUGCAUGCAUUUUGUUCAUACAUUUAUAUUUUCAUGCUUCAUGAGUUAGUAUAGACAGCAGACAAUAUGAAAUGGAUAAGUUUAGAUGAACAAAUAUUGCCAACUUUGAUUUUUCCAAACUUGACGUACUUUCUGCUUUGCGAACCCAUGACAGUUCCGACACAAUACUGUUAACUGUCAUUGUUAUAAUCCAUGACCGAUCUA
This is a messenger RNA of Ostrea edulis (European flat oyster), 2977 nucleotides long. RefSeq lists its product as uncharacterized. The record is from RefSeq and is a predicted model, not a curated record. The transcript is spliced from 3 exons. Lineage: Eukaryota; Metazoa; Mollusca; Bivalvia; Ostreida; Ostreidae. The coding region runs from base 460 to 1587 and encodes 375 amino acids.